CGUGACUCGUCGUCCACUCCUGCCACUAUCCCGCAGAAUCGAUCCCCCCUUCCGUCCCUCCCCUGCCUUCCCCUUAUCUACCGAAUCUUCCACGCCCCCGGUUCCGAUCCCGUCCACUCCGCUCGCGUCUCCCACCCGGUUGGCUCCACUGCAGUAUGCUAUAGCCCGUGGAGUUCGGUCCGUUGUCGGUUCCAGCGGGAUCUGCCGGGGUGGCGGCGGCGGCUUGAUCGGAGAAGUCGAGGAUGUCAACACCUGCAAGGAAGAGGCUGAUGAGGGAUUUCAAACGGCUGAUGCAGGAUCCUCCUGCGGGCAUAAGUGGAGCCCCUCAGGACAACAAUAUAAUGCUGUGGAAUGCUGUAAUAUUUGGUCCUGAUGAUACUCCCUGGGAUGGAGGUACGUUCAAGCUGACCCUUCAGUUUACUGAAGAUUAUCCUAACAAGCCACCUACAGUGCGAUUUGUUUCUCGGAUGUUUCAUCCCAACAUUUAUGCUGAUGGAAGCAUAUGCUUAGAUAUCCUACAAAACCAGUGGAGCCCGAUAUAUGAUGUAGCUGCUAUACUUACAUCCAUUCAGUCACUGCUUUGCGAUCCAAACCCAAAUUCACCUGCCAACUCAGAAGCUGCACGCCUAUUCAGCGAGAACAAGCGGGAGUACAACCGUAAAGUACGUGAAAUUGUGGAGCAGAGCUGGACCGCGGAUUAAAAUCACUGCAUCAAGCAUUGUCCCAUCAGCAUCUCGCGUGGUGAAUCUGCUUGUAAUGUAAUUAAAAUGUUACCAUAUGCUUGCUGUCGUGUUGGGUCAGAUUGGGUACAAUAUGAACUUGGUAUAUUGACUUAACACUGGUGCGAGCGUAUUGACUAACACUUUUUUUUUGCCGAGAAAGGCAGGAGAUAUUAGAACU
Molecule: messenger RNA, 900 nt
Organism: Brachypodium distachyon (stiff brome)
Lineage: Eukaryota; Viridiplantae; Streptophyta; Magnoliopsida; Poales; Poaceae
Product: ubiquitin-conjugating enzyme E2 2
Exons: 6
Coding region: 243-701 (152 amino acids)
Source: RefSeq, a predicted model, not a curated record